AUGCCUGACUUCAAUGGGGUUGAUCUUACUGGCAAGACAGCCAUUGUCACCGGCGCCUCACGAGGUAUUGGCGCCGCGAUCGCAAAGCAACUUGGGAGACGAGGCGCCAACGUCGUUGUGAACUACGUGACAGAAAACAGUCACCAGCGCGCCCAAGACAUAGUCAAGGAUAUACAGCAACACGGAUCGAAUGCCCUUGCUUUCCAGGCAGAUAUCGGAAAGCCUUCUGAUAUUUCUAAACUAGUUCAUGCUACGCUGAACUUUAGCGGAAGCGGAAAAAUUGAGAUUUUGGUCCAUAACGCGGCUUUGGGUGUUGACGCCAAUCUCGAUGAAGUCACCGAAGACUUGUACCUUACCCAUUUUGAUACAAAUGUCAAAGGACCGAUUUUCCUAACCAAAGCUGCCGUGCCGCACAUCCCCCAGGGCGGUCGGAUAGUCUUUGUUUCGUCUGCAGCUGCUCGGCUCGGGGUCGCUGGACAAACUGUAUACGCUGCCACGAAAGCAGCCGAUGAGGCACUUGCGCGUGUUUGGGCCAAAGAGCUUGGUCAGAAACAUGGCAUUACCGUCAACUGCGUCAAUCCUGGCCCGGUGGCCACUGACCAGUGGAACGAAAGCGACGACCAAUUCAGAAAAGACAUGGAGCCCUUGAUUGAGUCUACACCAGCUGCGGCGAGAAUCGGAGAAGUGGAUGAUGUUGCACCUCUCGUUGCAUUCUUGUGUAGCAGCGAUGCUGCUUGGACUACCGGUUCCGUCCUUUGUGCAAAUGGGGGAUUGUACAACUAG
Molecule: messenger RNA, 783 nt
Organism: Colletotrichum orchidophilum
Lineage: Eukaryota; Fungi; Ascomycota; Sordariomycetes; Glomerellales; Glomerellaceae
Exons: 4
Coding region: 1-783 (260 amino acids)
Molecular function (GO): oxidoreductase activity
Source: RefSeq, a predicted model, not a curated record